AUGGCGCCCGAUCUCAACUCUGUUCCUCCAUCCCCGCGACCACUAGCCUCAUCCCCGCGUCUCCGCUCGCGAACUACCUCAAGACGAGCAUCACAGCAGGCUAUUCCCCCAGCAUCGCCCUCAUUAAACGUCCUCCCUUCUAAUCAGAGUACCGUCAGCCACACAACCACCUCACCUCCGUUGGCGUCGCCAAAUAUGGCAGGAACUAGUACAAUUACCGGGGGGUUUCUUGCGGGGGACAAUACGGGCGUUGGAGCUGGACCUGGUCCUUUGAGGCAUCCUCAACCUCUGACCGCAGCAGAUUUGCACCUUCAAUUAGAGAAGGAGCAGGAAGCAGUCGUUAAUCGCCUAACCCGUGAACUCUCUAUGCUUCGAGCAGCACAAAACGCCUCUGUCGUCUCCAACACAUCCUCCACCUCCGCCGGCCUCCCUGAUAAUGCUGACCAUAACGCAAAUCACCUCCUCUCCGGUCCAAACCACCCGGUACCCUCUCAGCGACGACAUCAUCGUACCUCUUCCAGCACAAGCACACGCAGCGUCACAGCAGGCAUUAACACCGUCGGCGGAAUCACCUCAACUGCAGACCGAACACGCGGCUCCAUCCCACGACAUGACUCUAUCCCCCAACCUUCCUCUCAGUCUCUCAGUCGCCAAAACUCCACAACGGGCUCUCGCCGCAGUGGCACAAGCUCCCCAACCCUCCUCAACUCCACCCAAUCCUCCUACCAUCAUCCGGAUCAAUUUCCAUACCAUUAUCACCAACACCAACAGCGACCAAGUCUCUCACAAUACCGCGAGCCCUCCUAUUCAUCAUCAAGCAAUAUCCCUGGCCUCCUCAAUUCCACUUCAGAGUCCAUAACAAGCGUGCCUACAACCGGCCGGUACGAAGAAACAGCCUAUCACCGCCACGAGCUGGAAGCUGUGAAGCGCGAGAACGAAGCAUUGAAACGUAGGAUUCGCGAACUGGAACUCACAUUGAGAGCGAGGAGGCAGAGUGAUGCUAGUCGGACGAGAAGUGAGAGUGUGAGUACGACGGCAAGCGUGAGAGAGCCUGCCAACCGUAGGGGAAGGGAGAGGGCAACGGAUGAAGAAGACGGAGUCAGGGUUGGCGAGAGUGCCAGGAGUGCUGGAGUUCCCAGAUGA
Messenger RNA from Venustampulla echinocandica, 1143 nucleotides. RefSeq lists its product as uncharacterized. The transcript is spliced from 2 exons. NCBI's taxonomy places the organism in Eukaryota, Fungi, Ascomycota, Leotiomycetes, Helotiales, Pleuroascaceae. The record is from RefSeq and is a predicted model, not a curated record. Bases 1 to 1143 code for a protein of 380 amino acids.